AUGCUGCUUUCUUUUAAAACAGUGGGCCCCGAACACUUCUACCCAAUUGUGCAAGUGCGGAAACUGUUUAGUGAGCCCACCACAGGGAACAUUGAUCUCACGGUAACACUGAGCGAAUCAGUAGACAUUACUGAUUCUCAGGUGUCUGAUGGAUUAUUCAUUUUAUCGAAAGGCGGCAAAGAUAGUCUAAAGCCUGAAGGACUGAAGGCUGAGAAAGGACAGGCAAUUUUUUAUCAGAAAAUUUUAUUGGCCCUGGUCACGCCCCCGCCCGCGAACCCAUACUCGGCUGCCUCACUCCGACCAACUGGCGAUUCGCCCUCGGAGACAGAACAACCGAUCGCCAUCACACCUAACGACCUCUCUACACAGGUAGAAUCAGCGUGUGCCGCAUCGAAGCGGUGCGCUGAGCUCUCCCGGCGGGACGCGGCCGCUGUUCGGACUUACGGGUGCUACGGCAUUUUAUUAUCAUGCAAGAGCAAUUCACAACCGCAAAUAUGGGCGGUAAUGAUUUCGAUAACGCCAAAUCAUGAGUCGCAUCUUGAUGCGGAAUUUACAAGGGCGGCGUUUUUCGCCGCGGUGCCGUCCGUUUCCCACCUUAUCCGGAGGUCGGUGGUGUCGGGUGCACAGCGGGUGUGGCGCGAGUUGAGCCUUCGCUUCGGCGGCGUUGUUCCGCGCGGGCACUCCGGCUCGGCGCACAAUAAGUAUGUAGAUAUCACAGCACUGGGCACUCGCGGAGGCGCGCGGUCGCGGCGCGCGCCUUCUCACUCGGGGAGCGUUGCGCGUGAGGAAUGCGUCCUGUGCGGCGCGCCGCGCGAGACUGGCGCGCCGGGCGCACCAGGCCGCCCGCCGCCGCCAUUGGCCGGCGCCGCCCCUCCGCCCCCUCCGCCCCCUCCGCCCCACCGCGUCCCCUGCCGCCCGCGCAAAACCUCCCGGAGGCCCCGCCACGGCCCCGCCGGCCACCAGGCCCCAAUGGGCCCUCCAUUGGGCCGCGGCGGAACGGUCGCCGCGUCACGGCGCCGCUGCCCGUCCGUGGCGACCCGCCCCCUGGACGCGACGCCACCGCGGCCUAAGGCGCCCAUACGGCACACGCCACAGCUCGUG
Molecule: messenger RNA, 1101 nt
Organism: Iphiclides podalirius (scarce swallowtail)
Lineage: Eukaryota; Metazoa; Arthropoda; Insecta; Lepidoptera; Papilionidae
Source: the annotation of a GenBank genome assembly